AUGCAGGCUGAUGAUGGGCACGAAGAGCUCUUCGGACAUGUCCUCCAUCUCGAAGACCAGUACUACCGCGAAGGCUACCACCUGGGUGUGGCCGAUGGCUCCCGAAGCGGCAGGAUCGAGGGCAGAACUUUCGGACUCGAAAAGGGGUUCGAGAAGUUCGUCGAGAUGGGUAAGCUGCAUGGCAAGGCUGUGCUAUGGGAGGCCCGAUUGCCUGCGACCAUCUCCAGCGACACUCCAGCAACAGCAAACGGCACUACCAACCUGCCACCACUGCAGGCACCAAGUGGCAACGCGAGAUUGAGGAAGCAUGUGGAACGACUGGCUGCGUUGAGCGAUCCGAACGACUUGUCGACAGAAAACAAUGAAGAUGCGGUGAGCGACUUUGACGACAGGCUGAAGGAUGCCAAGGCCAAAGCCACUCUGAUCUCCAGGAUGGCUGGUGAGCAUGACUCAACCACUGAAGCCAGUGCACCAGGACAAAGCGGACGAGAGACAGCAUUGCGAGUGCGGAGGACCGGUGGCAGCGAUGUUGCGAAUACGCCCGCGCGGCCAACAGGAGAAAUGGAAGAUUUUGUGGGGUUGCCCCGAUGA
Fulvia fulva is the source of this 591-nucleotide messenger RNA. RefSeq lists its product as uncharacterized. The coding region runs from base 1 to 591 and encodes 196 amino acids. Lineage: Eukaryota; Fungi; Ascomycota; Dothideomycetes; Mycosphaerellales; Mycosphaerellaceae. The record is from RefSeq and is a predicted model, not a curated record. The transcript has a single exon.